CUUCUUUUCACUGAUUACCUGAACUGUCAGUCCUGAGUAUUUCACUCCCUUCCCUCACAAUUACAUCACCAGGGGUGUAUAAAAUCUGACCAGGUGGGGAGUGAAAUAAAGCAGUGUCUGGAGUACUGAGAAAGGUAUAUCUGAUCAUACCAUGGCUUCUAAUGGAAAAGACACAACUAUGGCAUCCCCAGAGCAUGGGGAGGAAGAGCAACAGACUGUCUUGAGGAGGGUGGCCAGUCUACCUUUAGUCAACUCUGCCUAUGAUCUGGCUGCCACUGCCUAUGCUUCCACCAAGGAGAGCCAUCCCUAUGUGAGGUCCAUCUGUGACAUGGCAGAGAAGGGAGUGACCUCCAUAACCAAUGCUGCAGUUAGCAGUGCACAGCCAGUUGUAACUAAACUUGAACCUGAGGUGACAACAGCAGAUGAGUGUGUUUCUGAAGUUCCUGACAAAGUGGAGGAGAAUCUACCAAUCCUUCAACAGACUGCUGAUGAGGCUACAUCUGAAACGCAGGAGUUGGCCUCUUCCAGACUGACAGAUGUCAAGGAGACCAUGAUCAGAAUGGUAGAUAUGACCAAAGAGGCUGUGCAGGACAGUAUGAAGACCACUAAAUCAAUGGUCACUGACAGCAUGAGCACAGUUGUGGAAUCAAGAAUGGGCCAACUGGCCAUAAGUGGAAUGGAAGCAGUGCUGGAGAGAUCUGAAGAGCUCUUGGAUCACUAUCUUCCCAUGACAGAUGCUGAACUAGCUGAACUUGCUGAAUCUGUGGAAGGGGCUGAAGUGUCUUCAGCACAACCACAAGAACAUCGGAGUUACUUCGUGCGUUUAGGGUCCUUGUCGACCAAACUUCGCCAACGUGCCUACCAGUAUUCCCUAAACAAGAUGAGACAUACCAGUCAAAGCAUCAGAGAGGCUCUUUCCCAGCUUCAUCAAACCAUGGGACUGAUUGAAUACCUUAAGCAAGGUGUCUCUCUCCAAGAAGUCCAGGAGAAGUUCCAUCACAUAUGGUUGAGCUGGAAUAAGGAGCAGCCAAAAAGCAGUGAAAUGAAGGAUUUGGCAAAACCAGAGAUGGAGUCUGAGACUUUGGCUAUGUCCCGCAGCAUUAUCCAGCAGCUGCAGGAUGCCUGCCAGAUGCUAGUAUCCAGCAUUCAAGGUCUCCCCACCAACUUUCAGGAUAAGGUGAAACAGGUGUAUCACAACAUUGAAGAGCUUCAUGCAUCCUUCUCCACUGCCCAUUCCUUCCAGGAUCUCUCCAGCAGCCUCCUAACCCAGAGCCAGGAGAUGGUGACCAAGGCCCAGGAACAUGUAGAUGAGCUGAUGGCAUACGUGAUGAAGAAUACUCCUCUGUCUUGGGUUGUGGGACCAUUCAUCCCAUCUGGUAAGGUGUCUGCAGACUCCAUCGAACCACAAAACCAAGAAAAUGAGGCUGAGGAAGCCUCCAAGUCUAAGGAGGACCUGUGACCUAGAAACCUGAAACUUCAACUUCUAAGGAAGAAGGCAAAUUCAUUUAGUCUUCCUUCUGACUUCGUGUGUACUGUCAUACUUCAGGAAAGACACCAGUGGCUAGUACUAAUAUGCACUGUGCCUAAAUCUCUACUAAUUUCUGGAGGUGUUGUGUGACUGCUAUAAUGUAGAUCACUUCUCAGCUCAGAUACUACUUGUUUGUGCUAUCACUGUCUUCAAAAUAAAAUGCCACUGCAUUUGAAUGAA
Molecule: messenger RNA, 1708 nt
Organism: Mauremys mutica (yellowpond turtle)
Lineage: Eukaryota; Metazoa; Chordata; Testudines; Geoemydidae
Product: perilipin-3-like
Exons: 8
Coding region: 152-1459 (435 amino acids)
Biological process (GO): positive regulation of triglyceride storage; lipid storage
Cellular component (GO): cytosol; lipid droplet
Source: RefSeq, a predicted model, not a curated record